Molecule: messenger RNA, 4578 nt
Organism: Aspergillus aculeatus ATCC 16872
Lineage: Eukaryota; Fungi; Ascomycota; Eurotiomycetes; Eurotiales; Aspergillaceae
Product: putative membrane bound C2 domain protein (vp115)
Exons: 4
Coding region: 1-4578 (1525 amino acids)
Molecular function (GO): lipid binding
Source: RefSeq, a predicted model, not a curated record
AUGGCGUCGCAAGACGUAGAAGGCAGCAAGAACGAAUUGCGGCAACAAGGUGCCAUUGAGGUGGCCCAGAAUGCCGCACAAGAUCCGCAGUCCGAUAUUCGCGCAGAGGAUGUCGAGAAGACUCUAGUCGAAGAGACCCGGAAGGCGGGCGUACCAGCCUACCAGUUCGACCCGGAUGCGUCUCCCGAGGCCAAAGCCGCUGCCGCUAGAGCUCGGCUGCCCCCCGGGUUUCACCACGAGCAUAAACCAACAGGCGUCGCUAUUAUCACGGAUAAGGAUGACGGCACGCCCGACCAAUACGAUUUACCCCCUCCAAGAUCCGCAACCGACAUCCUGAAGGAAGAUGAGAAAGAUGCGACAGCGCAGACCAAUGGAGAGGCUUCCUCGGAGGAAGACUUGCGAUGGGCACGCGACCGGACGGGCUGGGCCCCACAGUUCGAACACCAGCCGACACAAGAGGAGAAAGAAGAGGGAACCCUGCUAGAUCACCAAACACUCUUGGAAGGAAAACUGGAUGAUAAAUUUUUCGGAGAUUGGUAUCAUAAUGCCGGUGUCAUCGUCUUCGCCUGUCUCGCAUCCUGGGUCGUUGCCGUGCUGGGCGGCGGACUGGCCUGGGUGUUUAUCAUCAUGGCCGCUUGCAGUACCUACUAUCGGACUUCGAUUCGGCGUGUUCGUCGAAACUUCCGGGACGAUGUGAAUCGUGAAAUGGCGAAGCAACGACUGGAAACGGACACCGAAAGUUUGGAAUGGAUUAACAGUUUCCUGGUCAAGUUCUGGCCCAUCUACGCUCCCGUUCUUUGCGAUACGAUCAUCAACUCGGUGGAUCAGGUUCUCAGCACUUCAACCCCCGCGAUGCUCGAUAGUCUUCGCUUGAAGACUUUCAUCCUUGGUUCGAAGCCGCCACGACUGGAGCACGUCAAAACGUACCCCAAGACUGAAGUCGACACCGUUAUCAUGGACUGGAAAUUCAGCUUCACACCCAACGACACUAUGGAUCUUACUGCUCGCCAGCUAAAGAACAAGAUUAACCCGAAGGUCGUCCUGGAAGUCCGACUGGGUAAGGGUGUGGUCAGCAAGGGUCUGGAUGUGAUUGUGGAAGACAUGGCUUGUAGCGGGUUGAUGCGCGUGAAGGUCAAGCUGCAAAUUCCCUUCCCUCACAUUGAGCGGGUGGAUGUCUGCUUCCUCGACCGACCGGAAAUCGACUACGUCUGUAAGCCUCUCGGCGGUGAUACCCUUGGUUUCGAUAUCAACUUCAUUCCUGGUUUGGAGACUUUCAUCAAGGAGCAGAUUCACAACAAUCUCGGUCCGAUGAUGUAUGCCCCCAACGUGUUCCCGAUUGAAAUUGCGAAGAUGCUGGCCGGCAACCCUGUCGACCAGGCCAUCGGUGUGGUCGCGGUUACGCUGCAUGGCGCUCGCCAAUUGAAGAAUCCCGAUGCUUUUGCUGGUACUCCGGACCCAUACGCUGUCGUCACCUUGAACAACCGCGUCGAGCUGGGCCGUACUAAGACCAUCCAUGACACGGACAGCCCGAGAUGGAAUGAGACCAUCUAUGUAAUCAUCACCUCUUUCGCUGAAUCCUUGACCAUCAUCCCCUACGAUUGGAACGAGUUCCGCAAGGACAAGGAACUGGGAACCGCAACCUUCCCGCUUGAUCGCUUGGAGCAGCAGCCGGAACAUGAGGGUCUCUUCCUUGAGGUGAUGGCUAGCGGCAGAUCUCGUGGCGCAGUUCACGCAGAUAUUCGCUUCUUCCCCGUCCUGGGUGGUAGACAGCUGGAGAAUGGUCAGGUUGAGCCGCCACCUGAGAUGAACACUGGUAUUGCUCGGUUCAUUGUUGAACAAGCCAAGGACUUGGAUGCGUCCAAGAGUUUGGUCGGUCAGCUUAAUCCGUACGGUGUCCUGUUGUUGAACGGCAAGGAGAUCCAUAUUACGAAGAAGCUCAAGCGCACCAACAACCCCAUCUUCCAGAACGCGGCGAAGGAGUUCUUGGUUACGGACAGGAAGAGCGCACGCCUUGGUCUCGUGAUCAAGGAUGAUCGUGACCUUGGCAAGGAUCCCAUUCUCGGUACCUAUCAAAUCAAGCUGAAUGACAUGUUGAAGAUGAUGGAAAAGGGCCAACAAUGGUUCCAUCUUCAUGGUGCUAAAACGGGCCGCGCUAAGCUGAUCCUUGACUGGAAGCCGGUGGCCGUCGGUGGCGUCCAUGGCGCUGGAUACGUUGAUCCCGUUGGUGUCAUGCGCUUUCACUUCAAGAGUGCAUCCAAUCUUCGAAACCUGGAAACCAUGGGCAAAUCUGAUCCUUACGUACGGGUUUUGAUCUCCGGCUACACGAAAGCACGGACCGUCACAUUCAGGAACAACCUGAACCCCGAGUGGGACGAGGUGGUCUAUGUGCCUAUCCACAGCUCUCGCGAGAAGAUCACGUUAGAGGUCAUGGAUGAGGAAACCAUCAACAGCGAUCGAUCACUAGGUGCCACAGAAAUCAAAGCUGGCGACUACGUUCGGGAGAAUGAGAAUGGCGAAUAUGAAGUUGAUGACGAGAAGCAGCUCAUCUCCAGCGGCCUCCGUCUUGGGAACGGCUCACCUAAAGGAACUUUGAACUACUCCGUGGCUUUCUAUCCAGCUCUUCCUGUUGUCAACCCCGAAGAAGAGUCCGAGGAGGAAUCGGAUGAUCUUAAUGGCGAGACGGAGGGUACGGAACUGAGUCGGAAAAGCACGGAGUCUAAGCGCAAGAGUGCGGCCGGACAUUCCAAGUCUGCCAGCAUCGAUUCCAAGACCUCUGCUGCUCCUAAUGGAACCAAUGGAACCAAUGGCACCAAUGGAACUACUACGAACGGUCAUGCGGAUGCUGCAAGCAGCCGUGCUAGCCUCGAUACAAACGGAACUCGCCCGCAAACUGCCAAGGAUUCGGAGACGAUGUCCAUCAGAUCAAUCAAGGAAGCUCCCAAGACGUACAUCGCUGUGGAAGACCUUCCCAAAUACGAGUGCGGCUUCCUGGUGUUCAACGUUCACGAGGUUCAGCUUUCCCGACACAAUGUCCAGGUGGAAAUCUUGAUGGACGAUUACAUGUUCCCUGCGUACAGCUCUCCUAAGCUCCGUACGAAGGCAGCCAAGCUUGAGGAUGUUGGUGACGCAUUCGUUCGUGAGCUCGAAUUCUCCAAGAUCACGAUGCGCAUCAUCGACAAAAAAGACACCAAGGAUGAGAGCGACGAUCACACGAUCGCCAAGUUGACGGGUGAUACGCUUUCCACUCUGCAGCGAAUUCUGUACACCCCUACUGAGUUGGUCCUUCGGUCCAAUGACGGAGAAAUCAGCAAGAUCACUGUCAGUGCCCGGUACAUCCCGGUCCAGAUGAAGCUCGACCCCACUGAGAGUAUCAACAACAUGGGUACUCUGCGGGUGGACGUCAUGGAUGCCGCCGAUCUCCCCUCGGCCGACCGCAACGGCUACAGUGACCCGUACUGCAAGUUCCGCCUCAAUGAUGAGAUGGUGUACAAGACCAAGGUACAGAAGAAAACGCUCCACCCGGCCUGGAAUGAAUUCUUUGAAGCUCCUGUCAAGUCCCGCCUUGGAGCGUCUUUCCGGGUCGAUGUGUACGACUGGGACUUCGGCGACAAGGCCGAUUACCUGGGCGGAACACCGAUCGAUCUUCAGGUCUUGGAACCUUUCCAGAGCAAAGAAGUGACAUACCCCCUCGAUGGCAAGUCCGGUGCAAUUCGGUUGAAGCUGCUGUUCAAACCGGCCUAUGUGGUCCGGUCGCGACAAGGGUCCUCGACAUUCCACGGCACAUUCGCCACCCCCGGCAAGAUUGUCGGCGCCCCCGUCAAGGGUGUGGGAUUCGUUGGUGGCAAUGUGAUCAAGGGUGCGUCUUUCCUGAAGCAUGGUCUCAUGUCACGAUUCCGUGCGGAAGACGAGGUUGUGGAAGAGGCCGAAGAAGCCCCCGCGGCCGAAAGUAGCCUCGCCCCGGCAGCUGUCCUUGUGGAGGGCGAGACACCGCCUAGCUCUACCCCGAAGAACGAACUGCAGCACGCGCGCAGCCGCAGCGUCGCCUCUCACUAUGGGGACCGACUUGGGGUGAACGGCAAGGGCGAGGCUGGCACGGCCACCAUCUCGAUUGUUUCUGCAAGCGGAUACCCGCCCAACGCACACGUGCGGGUGUUUAUCAAGGCGGUUGGCCCCAAAGGCGCCAAAGAUGUUCUGAAGACCAAGGCCCACAAGACGGGUGGUGGACCUGUGUUCUAUGACCCGUCGCAUGAGACCUGUCGGGUGCAUAACACCACUGCUGAUGCGCAGUACCAGGUGCGAGUGGUUGACCAUGCCACUUUUGGGUCGGACACGGUGCUGGGUGAAGGGAUCUUCUUCGUGGACGAUCAGGGAUCUGUUGCUGGACAAGACAAGUCGGUCAAGGCGGGCAGUGGCACGGUCACACUCCGGAGCAGUUUUGCGGUAACGGAAUCCACUCUUCGGCCCGGCACUGCGCACUCCAACACGAACGAUGCCGCGUCGGAGGUGAUGGACAGCCCUGAUUCCAAGAAGGCCGGUCGACGCAGCUUCCUCAGCAAGCGGAACGUCAGCGGAGCUUGA